AUGAAUUUCACACCAGGGGACAACAAUUUAACGAUGACUAUGAAUUACAGAGACGCGUUUGUUUUGGCUGUUGGCAAGAAUGUGACUGUUGUUGUCCUCGGCAUCACCAUCAACUACAUCAAUGCCAUACUGGUCCACACAUUCAACAAGCAUCAUAUCUUCAAGGCGAACCCUCGCUAUAUCCUUUUCAUCCACCUGGUGUUCAGCGACAUGAUCCAGCUGACAACCAGCAUUUCCCUCUUCAUCUUCAGUUAUGCCUUCCACACCAUCUAUGUCUCCCUCUGUUGUCUCUUAGUCUUGCCUGCCAUAUUCACCACACAAAACACCCCUCUGAACCUAGCUUUCAUGGCAGCAGAGUGCUACAUCGCAGUCUGCAUUCCCCUCCGCUACAACAACAUAUGUACGGUCAAAAGAACAUAUAUUGUAAUUGGCAUAAUCUGGACAAUGAGUUCACUUUCUGUCCUACCCGAUGUCUUCAUCCUUCUGGCCACUGAACCUCUGGAGUUCCUAAAUUCAAGAGUUUACUGUUUCAGGGAUUCAGUGUUUAGGAGCCCCUACAGUCUAAAGAAGAGGGAUGUAUCCCACAUAUUGUUUCUGGUUGUGGUUUGGCUCACUCUGUUUUACAGUUACUUCAGAAUUUUGUUUGUGGCCAAAGCUGCUAAUGCAGAUGCUAAAAAGGCCAGAAACACUAUCCUCCUUCAUGGCUUUCAGGUGCUGCUGUGUAUGAUGGUCUAUGUGCAACCUAUGUUAAUUCAAUUGUUCAUAUACUUGUUCCCAGGGAGUUUAGCAUCCAUAAACUUUGUUAUGUUUAUUAUAAACCAAAUCCUCCCUCGCUUUAUUAGUCCCAUUGUCUACGGGUUACGAGACAAGACUUUCAGGAAGUAUUUCAAAAGUUAUCUGUGUACAGUAAACAGACAUCCAAAGACAACACCAACAUAA
Molecule: messenger RNA, 939 nt
Organism: Morone saxatilis (striped sea-bass)
Lineage: Eukaryota; Metazoa; Chordata; Actinopteri; Moronidae
Product: odorant receptor 131-2-like
Exons: 2
Coding region: 1-939 (312 amino acids)
Biological process (GO): G protein-coupled receptor signaling pathway
Cellular component (GO): membrane
Molecular function (GO): G protein-coupled receptor activity
Source: RefSeq, a predicted model, not a curated record